GAGGCCACUGAAUCUCUCCGUGAUACUUGCUGCAUGACCAGGCCACUGUAGAAUAUACUCUCUGCCUGUUUCAACCAUUGCUAUUUCUGUGAAAGCCAAUCCAAUUGAGGACACCAUUUCAUAACAUUAAAGACAUCGAUAGAUUAAUGGAUAAAAAAAAUUAUCCAAUAUAUUCCAGUUAUUGUCUCAUACCUUAUUGAUCAUUGGUCAGUUCGGAAAUUUAUUUAGUGCGACUUAUUCAACGGAAAAUGGACUUUUUCCCUCAUUAGAAAGUGCUGAAAAAUUUCCUCUGAAUCAAACGUAUGUGAAGAAUCUUCGUAGCUGAGGCACAGACACAAAAAACACACGAGCAUACACUGGCAGCAUUGUAACAACUAUUUUUUUACAGAAUAUUUGAAGGAUUUUUUUUUUGUGGAUUACGUCUACGUUAUGAUUAUCUUGGUGUUCCUAAUUCUUAUUGUUUUUGAAUAUUUUCGUUUCGUCCAUCUUUCUUGUUGCACAUCAUUAGCGAAGAGGAUGAACAUUACAAACAACAGUAUAUCAAGGACUUUAGAUACGACGGAUGGUUAUCUGACUGUUUUCUGACUGAAAAAUGCCAAAGGGGAACACAAACAGUUUUUAGAUAUACUCACAGAGUUUUACUUUUGGAGGCUUUAUUUGGCAUCGUCGCUAUUGCAGUUUUUGGUACAGUUUGGUGAUUGAACGGCGCUAUCUGCAGUUUUUCGAUGCAACGACUUUCUAACCUUUAAUUCCACACAUGUCACAUUAUAACCUCAAAAAAAAUAGUAAAGAGAACCAUGCGACCUGGAGUAAAAGGAGUUCCCCAACUUCUGAACGUAGAUCGUCAACCGGGUAAACCGAAGAAACGUAGAAAAAUCACUCUGGUCUUUGAUGAGGAGAAAAGGAAGGACUUUCUGGGUGGAUUCCACAAGAGGAAACUCCAGAGAAGGCAGAAGGCUCAGGAAGAGCUGAAAGUGAAAUUGAAAGAGGAAAAGAAACGAAUAAAGCAAGAGGCUCGUGAACGUUUUAAGACCCUCGUAUCCCAACGAGACAUUCCGGAACUGGAGGAACUCCUCCUCAAACAGGAAUAUGAGACAGAUGGCAAGACAGUCAGUAUUUUGGAGCUGAAUGUCAACGAUUUAGCUCAGAGCUCCAACUGGAUCGGUGAAAAUAAACCUAAAUACGAAGAAGAGUGUAACGAUGAAGAAGAAGUUGAAGAAGCAGAAGAAAGUGAAGAGCAAAACGUCCCUGGUAUGGAAUUGAAACCCAAAAAGUCCAAGAAUACAAACGAGAACGAAGAAACCAAACCCCAAUUAUCAAAAAAAUCUAUAAGUAAAGCUCGGCAAAAGGAAACAUUGAAACAGACGAGUAGAAGUAAAGUAUUCCAAUUGAAACAGAGAUUAGAUCGUCAAAGGAAUAAAAAACUGGCGAAAAAGGUACAGUUCAAACAGGAGAGAGCUAUCAAGAAGGCCAAGGGAAAGACUAAGAGGAAAUUGAUCAAGAAAAAGUCUUGAAAAAGUUUGUAUUUUAUUUUGUAAAUUAAAUUGUCUUUUAACAAA
Messenger RNA from Diachasma alloeum, 1559 nucleotides. RefSeq names its product nucleolar protein 12 (gene vito). The transcript has 3 exons. The coding region runs from base 798 to 1514 and encodes 238 amino acids. Gene Ontology annotation, cellular component: nucleolus. Gene Ontology annotation, molecular function: RNA binding. NCBI's taxonomy places the organism in Eukaryota, Metazoa, Arthropoda, Insecta, Hymenoptera, Braconidae. The record is from RefSeq and is a predicted model, not a curated record.